This is a messenger RNA of Prinia subflava (tawny-flanked prinia), 3279 nucleotides long. It is a transcript of the gene EXTL2, whose product is annotated as exostosin like glycosyltransferase 2. Gene Ontology annotation, cellular component: membrane. Gene Ontology annotation, molecular function: glycosyltransferase activity. The transcript is spliced from 5 exons. Lineage: Eukaryota; Metazoa; Chordata; Aves; Passeriformes; Cisticolidae. The record is from RefSeq and is a predicted model, not a curated record. Bases 224 to 1219 code for a protein of 331 amino acids.
CGGGGCUGGGCCGGUGCCUCCUCCGCCCUGCCCUGCCGUGCUGCCGCUGACCCCUGGGGAAGCACCGCCCGGCCGGAGGAAGCGGCGAUAGCGGCGCCUGCGGAACGUGAGCGAAGCUGUGGGCGAGGGGCGGCGAGCGAUUCUCUUUUAUUCCCAGCAGAUUCAAAGAUCACAAAUAACUGCCCUGUAAAAACCAGCUGGAAAACAAUCCUACGUGGCAACAAUGAGGUGUUUUCACUUCUGUAAGCUUCCAGGAAGAGUUAUGGGAAUCCGCCUACUGCGCUUCACCUCUGUGGUGAUCAUCGUCUUGCUUCUUGUGGCAGGUGCUUUAACAGCUUUGCUUCCCACUAUCAAAGAUGACAAAUUGCCCAAUUCGAGAAGGGAACCAAAAACCCAGAGUCAGUCUGCCUUGGAUUCAUUCACUCUUAUCAUGCAGACAUACAAUAGAACUGACUUACUGCUAAAGCUUUUGAAUCAUUAUCAAGCAAUCCCUCACCUACAUAAAGUAAUUGUUGUGUGGAACAACAUUGGUGAGAAGACACCAGAGGAAAUGUGGAAUUCCUUGGGGCCUCAUCCUGUCCCUGUUGUCUUUAAAGUUCAAACUGUAAAUCGUAUGAGAAACAGACUGCAGAAUUUCCCUGACCUGGAAACAAAAGCUGUUUUAAUGAUGGAUGAUGACACACUAGUCAGUGCUCAUGACCUUGCGUUUGCCUUUUCCGUUUGGCAGCAAUUUCCAGAGCAUAUAGUGGGAUUUGUUCCUAGAAAGCACAUUUCUACUCCUUCAGGCGUGUACAGUUAUGGCAGCUUUGAGUUGCAGAACCCUGGAUUUGGGAAUGGAGAUCAGUAUUCUAUGGUGCUCAUUGGUGCAGCGUUUUUUCACAGGGGAUAUUUAGAAGACUUUCAGCAGCAGCCAGAAGCAGUUUACGCCUUAAUAGAUGAAACUCAAAAUUGUGAUGAUAUUGCCAUGAAUUUUCUGGUAGCCAAGCAUACUGGAAAGCCUUCAGGAGUCUUUGUGAAGCCUGUUGACAUAAGAAAUUUAGAAAAAGACACUAACAGUGGCUAUUCUGGAAUGUGGCACCGAGCAGAGCAUUUGUUACAGAGAUCCUACUGUGUAAAUAAAUUGGUUAAUAUUUAUGAUGGCAUGCCCUUAAAAUACUCUAAUAUCAUGAUUUCUCAGUUUGGUUUUCCUAAUUAUGCCAAUCACAAAAAUAAAAUGUAAGCUAAUGAAUUGAAGGUGUUAAAUGUUAAACAAUACUCAGUGAAUUGUACUGAGUUCAAGGAGAGAAGAAGGUGUAAUUACUGCAUCUUGGCCAUCCCUCUUUGUAGCCUCUGAUUUUUCUCCACUAGGCUUUUUAUGUAUUUUCUUUCCAUUCUAACUACUUCACAAAGGUAAGUUUUGAGAAAACUUCGAGAAUAUGUAGUCAUGCUUAGCUGUGAUAAAAUCAUCCUCUUUCCUUAAAACCUGAAAAGCUACUCUAAUUAAUUAAUUAGGCCAGUUCUUCAGAAACAUGCAGACAAAAAUGCACUCCUACUCUUCAGGUCUUAACAUCUGGAAUUUUUUUCCUUGAAUAUACAUAUCCAGUCAAAUGAGGCCUAGGCAUAUUUUUGACAGUUACAUGUUGAGAUGCUUCCUUGCCUUCCCACUCCUCACCUGCUCCUACCCAGUUCCCAGUGAAGCUGUAGAAGAGCUACAGUGAACUGCUGGCCAGGCUUCUGGCCUCCUGUACAGAACCCCUCUGAAGUUUGUAUAUAAGCUACUCGGUGUUCUGAGAUCUUCUUGAAGCUGCUAUGAAAGCCAGAAGAGUACCUCACCUUACUCUCAGUCCUUAAACCAUUGCCUACAAUAUCUACUCCUGCUGAGUUAAUGGAAAACGAUCUCUGAUGUGGCUUUUUUUUCUAUUAUUGAUUUGCCUGGAGUUGCUGAAACGCUGCAAGCAGCUGAAAGGUAAAUCCUAAUGGUUGGAAAUACAAGAAAUGAGAAUACAUGAAAUACGAAACUUAUACAAGCAGCCAGAAGAAUUGGAUGGAAUGUUACUUAUUAUUAUUCUCUUUAGUAGUUUGUUUUAUUUUGAUAUUUUGCAUAUACGUUGUUACAAACAUGCACCCAGGAAAAUCUUCAAUUCGUUAAAAAUUUCUUAUUUACAGUUCUUAGUAAGAGCAGGGUGUUCAACAUCUAUUACAGUGUACAUCUUGUAAUUUUGUAGGUAUUUUUAAUUCAUUUUUUGUCUGUUUUUGGUGGCUUUGACAGCGGAGUUAAAACGUACAAUAAAUGGGUAAAGCAUUAGGAAAAAAAAGUAUUUUGAGGUACAGUGAUAUUUGACAGGAUGGACUGUUACGAGUUUGAAUUCCCUGAGUUUGUUUAUAGCAAGAAACAGAGCUGCUGUUAAUGGCUUCUGUUAGAUUGGGACUCUAGUUCUGGAAACCUAUUGACACAGGGCAAACCUUUUCCAAUGAAGUUGCAGAAGGGUUGGGAUUUUUUUGUGGUAUAGAGGAGAGAAUAAAAGACAGUGAUUUUCCUGGAUCACAGAAUCAGAUUUGGCAUGCAAAGCAGAUUUAGUUUCAUCUGCAUCAGCUUUUAAUUGAUUCUUAGACUCAGUUCAAAGGUAGCUGUGGGUAACCAGUCACAGCUAAUACCUAGUACACAAAUAGCAUCUGCACAAAUGAUGUCUAAUUUUACCAUGUUUUGUAAUAAGUUAGCUGAACAAAGAGUGAAAAAUAUGACAAGUUCUUUACAGCAGGGUGUGAGUCUUUUGGGGGAAUGAAGGAUUCUUUUGCCUUGUUCUAUCAGUAUUAAAAGAUUUGCUUUCUGUUCAGUGAAACUACUUUUGUAAGAUUUAAAGGGCAGAAUCUUAACAUGCCAGUGUAAAUUCUGCUUAAUUUUGUUGUAAUAGUGAAAAGUAGUUUUUAAUUAUUGUGUUGUAGUGCUAAGUAGUAUACAAACAGGUCUAUGAUCUUUCCAGAAAUGCAAAUUUCCCAGUGGUAGUUUACUGUAUUUCAUUUACUUACUUGUCUUCCAUGAUUUCUGUUCUGUGCAGUAUCAACUAGAGUUGUGAAGAGUCACAGUUGUUGUUAACUUUUUUUUUGGGAUGUGAUAUGAACUGUCAAGUCAGUCAAAUCUUAAUAUUGGGCUCUUUGUUGGAGUGAAGGAGUUGUUAUGGUUUUGGGGGUGUUUUUUUGUUCUUCUGUAUCAGUGAAAGAAUUAAUGGAACAAGCUUUUAAUGAUACUAUUAAAUUUAUUUUGCACCAUUGUAAAAUAAAAUACAGAAUGCAGAUUUGUGA